Molecule: messenger RNA, 1489 nt
Organism: Limanda limanda (common dab)
Lineage: Eukaryota; Metazoa; Chordata; Actinopteri; Pleuronectiformes; Pleuronectidae
Product: intraflagellar transport protein 20 homolog
Exons: 5
Coding region: 99-497 (132 amino acids)
Biological process (GO): protein localization to cilium; centrosome localization; intraciliary transport
Cellular component (GO): cilium; centrosome; intraciliary transport particle B
Source: RefSeq, a predicted model, not a curated record
GUUCAGCCUUUCCUCGGGGGGAGGGAGACUUGUCGGCUUUAGUUGCUGUGCCACAUCACAACACAUCGGUGAUAGCUGUGUAAACAGGGCCUGUGGCCAUGGCUAAAGACCCGUUGGCAGUGGCUGGCAUUUAUUUUGAUGAACUCAAUAAGCUCAGGGUACUGGAGCCUGAUGUAGGCCAGAAGACCUCAGAGCUGAAGGAGGAGUGUAAAGAAUUUGUGGACAAAAUUGGCCAGUUUCAGAAGAUAGUUGGAGGUCUGAUAGAACUGGUUGAUGAACUGGCAAAAGAAGCAGAAACAGAAAAGAUGAAGGCGAUAGGAGCCAGAAACCUGCUGAAGUCAGUAGCAAAGCAAAGGGAGGCUCAACAGCAGCAGCUUCAGGCACUCAUUGCAGAAAAAAAGAUGCAACUGGAGAGGUAUCGUAUCGAGUAUGAAGCCUUGUCCAAGGUUGAGUCGGAGCAGAACGAGUUCAUUGACCAGUUUAUUCUGCAGAAGUGACGAUGUGACUGAGACCUUGUUCAGACCUGCUAUUACCAUUCUCCUUGGGUGAUCCAAUCACAAGUGGUCCACUCAAACCACAUCAGAGGUGGUCUUGGACGCACGCACAUUUCCAAAUUCCAAAUGCAUUUUCCUCUGCUGAUGUCGUCUCCCACUACUGUUUCAGAUCGACGCAAACAUAUUUAUACGCUUCUAAGUGUCACUACGAUUUGGUUCAUACUACCAUCACAAUUUUAACAUUGACCACCGCAUAAUGACUGACUUUUCAUAAAUUAGUAAAGUAUUUCUUCACAGCUGCACUAUAUUCUCUCUCUCACAUUCAGGACAGAUUUUAAUACCAGGUGUGAGCAGGGCCUGAGAGAGAUGAAGGUGUGUGACCCCAGUGCCUGUCCUUUUGUCUGGGUGAUACUGACCUCAGAGAACUACUCUGCUGCACCUCCCUUCUUCUGAGGCAACCCCUAAGCUCCACCUUUAUCCUAAAACACCAAUACCUUUUCUUACACCGUAUCUCUGCCUGUGUGCUUAAAUCAACUGUAGUGAUUCUUACCCUGGUCAACAGCUGAGGAUUUCCAGUAGUGUAAGCUUGAAUACACUUAACAUUAAGCUUUUUUCACACCAAAUAUCUCUACAUCUCAGACCAACAUUAAAGAUGAAGCCAUUUAUAUUAAGAACUAUUAUUUAUAAUAUUUAUACUGAAGAAUUACCCUAAAUAUUUAGUUGUAUUACUUUUUGUAUCAAUCCAAAUACUGCAUGUGCAUGAAUUUGUAAAUACACAUUUUUUUUUUAAAAUGGAAAAACCUAAUUUGAUAAUUGUGUUAUUUUCGUUUUAAUUUCAUUCUUCUGGUAGAACCAGUCUGUGGGUACAAAACAUGACGAAUAGAUCCUCCUCUUCUUUCUGCCAUGUGUAGUAUUGUCUUUUAUUCAUUGUAAGACUAAUGGAUAUACUUGAAUAAAUACUGUCAAUUGCACAAAAAGUUCAAUGUGUUGCUGUA